Molecule: messenger RNA, 1400 nt
Organism: Gopherus flavomarginatus (Mexican gopher tortoise)
Lineage: Eukaryota; Metazoa; Chordata; Testudines; Testudinidae
Gene: SLC25A3
Product: solute carrier family 25 member 3
Exons: 8
Coding region: 127-1206 (359 amino acids)
Biological process (GO): mitochondrial phosphate ion transmembrane transport
Cellular component (GO): mitochondrial inner membrane
Molecular function (GO): phosphate transmembrane transporter activity
Source: RefSeq, a predicted model, not a curated record
UGCCCCGCCCCCUGCGCCGGAGAAGGACAAAGUCAUUGAGCAGGGUCGAUAGUCAGUCUCUGAGCGGAGCUGCCGGUGGAGCAGCGGAAUUUGGAGCUGGCGCCGCCGCCAUUUUAGAGGGCCGCCAUGUUCUCGUCCGUCGCGCCGCUCGCCCGCCUCAAUCCAUUCCACGCGCCCCAGCUGCAGCUGCUCCAGGACGGCGUGAGGAAGCGCCCGGACCCCGCCGAGCCGCCCAGCCCCAGGAGGAGCCUAGCGGCCGCCGCUGUCGCGGAAGAGGACUAUAGCUGUGCAUAUGGCUCAGGCAGAUUCUUUCUCCUUUGUGGCCUUGGUGGGAUUAUUAGCUGUGGUACAACACAUACAGCAUUGGUUCCCCUAGACCUGGUUAAAUGCAGAAUUCAGGUGGACCCACAAAAAUACAAAAGCAUCUUCAAUGGAUUCUCAGUUACAGUUAAAGAAGAUGGCUUUCGUGGUCUGGCUAAGGGAUGGGCUCCAACUUUCUUUGGAUAUUCUAUGCAAGGGCUCUGCAAAUUUGGUUUUUAUGAAGUGUUCAAAGUCCUAUAUGGCAACCUACUAGGAGAGGAGAAUGCAUAUUUGUGGCGUACAUCACUAUACUUGGCUGCCUCUGCCAGUGCGGAGUUUUUUGCUGAUAUUGCUCUAGCUCCAAUGGAAGCUGCAAAGGUUCGCAUUCAGACACAGCCUGGGUAUGCUAACACCUUGAGACAAGCUGCUCCAAAAAUGUUUGCAGAAGAAGGUGUAUGGGCGUUCUACAAAGGCGUUGUUCCUUUAUGGAUGAGACAGAUUCCAUACACAAUGAUGAAAUUUGCCUGCUUUGAACGUACAGUUGAAGCUCUUUACAAGUAUGUCGUUCCCAAGCCCCGGAGUGAAUGUUCCAAGCCAGAACAAUUGGUUGUCACAUUUAUAGCUGGCUAUAUUGCUGGUGUUUUCUGUGCCAUUGUUUCUCAUCCUGCUGACUCUGUGGUGUCUGUGCUGAACAAGGAAAAGGGCAGUUCGGCUUCACAGGUUCUAGUGAGGCUUGGAUUCAGAGGGGUAUGGAAGGGUCUGUUUGCCCGUAUUAUUAUGAUUGGUACUCUGACUGCACUACAGUGGUUCAUCUACGAUUCUGUUAAGGUUUACUUCAGACUUCCUCGUCCACCACCACCUGAAAUGCCAGAAUCCCUAAAGAAGAAGCUUGCUCUAACUGAAUAGACAAAUCAUGGACUGACUUUUCUGGUUGACCAGCAUUAAUGAGAAACUUAGCUCAUUAAACUUUUUUAUAUAUUUGACCAUGCAGGAGACUAAAAUUAUGUAUCUGAUGCAAUUAUUGGUUGUGUCCUUACCCCAGUGAGGGUUCAAAAACUUCUGUUGUCAUCUGUUUAAAUAAAUGGGAACUAGAGUGAUAA